Apis florea (little honeybee) is the source of this 4619-nucleotide messenger RNA. RefSeq lists its product as uncharacterized. The record is from RefSeq and is a predicted model, not a curated record. NCBI's taxonomy places the organism in Eukaryota, Metazoa, Arthropoda, Insecta, Hymenoptera, Apidae.
AUAUAUAUAUAUAUGUAUCUUCGAAUUGCACGCAGCGUGAGGAAAAAUGCGGUAUCUUGAGUGUUUUGUGCCGUUUAUGGUACUAUCGUACCUCGCAAGUUCGUUCGCGGAACCUGGUGUACUGUUCGAUCUGGCGAAGGAUCAUCAAAAGCGCGUAGCAGGCAUACUGGACCCGCUGGGACUGUUCCACAAGAAGGAACCACAGAGCUCGAGCUCGUCGCACUCGUACGGGAGCAACCUACAACUAGGACCACUUUCCUUUUCGAGCAGCUUGGCCAGCUCUUCGGCCACGGCCGAAGGCAAUGGUGCUACCUCCGUUGCCAAGGCGAAUUCUCAAGCCUUCGGGCAAGGCUCUGCAAAAGCUGACGCUAGCGCGGUAGCCAACGCUCAAGAUUAUAGUUCUAACAUCGGUCACAACAACUACUACGUCCCGACAGACGUGCAACAAUACGGUGGCCCCGGUGGUUCUCAGUCGAUCACGAAUCCGAGCUAUGGUUAUAACGCUGCGAAUACCGUUUCGAGCGCCGCUGCUAAUGCAAACGCGAACUAUGAUAAUGCGGACAGAGGUGCGAACGCCAACGCGAAUGACGUUUCUUAUACCGGUGCAUCGCCGGCGACCAAUUAUUAUUCUCCCGGAUACGAUCUAUCUGAUACCGGUGCCAAUGCAAAUACGAAUCUUAAAAGUGUUGCGAACAAUGGCGCGGGAAUACUCGAGGGUUAUUACACUCCUGGAAAUCUUGGAGCUAAUGCAGGCGCAACCGCAAGCGCGGAUGCGAAAGCAAAUUCUAUUAGUGGGAUAGGAUCAUCCGGUAAUUACUAUGCUCCCGGAGGAUCGCAGAGCAAUGGUGGUGCGAUUGCGGAUGCAAAGACAAAUAUUAUCGAUGGUGUAACGAGCGGCUAUAAACCUGGAAUCAUCAAAAGCGAUGCAGGUCCGAUCGACAAUUCGAAAUUGAACGGUGGCGUGGAAUUACCAAAUGGAUAUUAUUCUUCGGGAACUCGAAACAACGCGGUGACCGGUAGCAAGAUUCCUUAUCGUCCUCAUGACGACGAAGAGAUCGUGGUAGUGAUCGUAGAUCCACCACCGGUCCACAGGCCACCAUUGGACAGGCCACCAUUUGGUAGGCCACCACCAUUCGGUAAUCCACCGCCAUUCGGUAGGCCACCGCCAUUCGGUAGGUCACCACCAUUGGGCAGGCCACCUUUCGAGAGGCCGAUGAAUCCACAACCUGGUCACGACCCUGAGACAAUCAAAGUGAUCGUGAUCGAAGACCCGGCAUAUCAUAGCCAAGCAGGAGCAAUUAAAGAUGGAAAGACUCAAUACGGUCAACCGAUCGACUAUCCGGCUGGAGGCUAUCAGAAUGGUUAUGGAGGAGCUAACGCAAAUGCUAAUGCCAUCGCCAUUGCAAAUGCAGCAGCUAAUGCAGGAGCUAAUGCGGGCGCUAAUGCGGGCGCUAAUGCGGGAGCUAAUUCAAUCUCUGGUGCGAACGGCUAUCCUGGUACUGUUCAGGAAUCAGGGUACUAUCCUGGAAAUGCUCCAACUACUUCCAUCGGAACGAACAAUCCUUUCUUGACUGGAUCUCAAGGAACCGGAGGGGCUAAUGCAGGCGCUAAUGCAGGCGCUAAUGCAGGAGCUAACGCAGGUGCUCUUGGAAAUGCGUAUCCAGGAACAUCAGGGCCAGGAACUCAAGGUGCAGGUGGUUAUCCAGGUGGUUCCUAUACUGCUGGAUCGGGCAAUCCAUUUUUAGGUGGUGGACAAAGUCAAGGAAAUGCAGGUGCCAAUGCUGGUGCCAACGCUGUUGCAAACGCUGCUGCUAAUGCUGCAGUUAUCUCUCAAGGACAAAUCGGAGCGCAAAAUCCUUUCCUCAAUCCUGGAUCUCAACCUGCUUCUCACGGACUUGGAGAUUACGUAAUUAACGCUGGAAAAACUGUUGGAAAACCAAUUAGAGAAAGGCCCAUUCCUACUACUUAUCCUGGCCAAGGAAGUAAACCUGGAAGCUAUGGAACGAACGUAUCUACGGGACCAUUGAUCAUUGGAUCAGGAGCAAAUGCAGGAGCCAACGCAGGAGCUAAUGCUAAUGCUGGUGCGAAUACAGGUGGAGGAUACGGACAGCCUGUUAAAGAAAGUCCUGCAAUUAAUCCAACUACAAAUUACGAGGGAGGAACUGGAUUCGAAAAUACGGGAAAUACAUUUGGAAAUUCUGGAUCCGGUAACAAUGGCUAUGGUGUUCCUACAAAAGGUGUUCCUACUUAUCAAACUGGAUCUUCUGGAGCAAAUGCUGGAGCGAAUGCAGCAGCAAUCGCUGGAGGCAGCGGAUCUGGUGGUUAUGGUGUGCCCACGAAGGGUGCUCCAGUCUUUGGAACGUCUGGACCAGGCUUUGGAACUGGAGGAGCAAAUGCUGGAGCGAAUGCAGGAGCAAACGCUGGAAACAGUGGAUCUGGUGGUUAUGGUGUGCCCACGAAGGGUGCUCCAGUCUUUGGAACGUCUGGACCAGGUUUUGGAACUGGAGGAGCAAAUGCUGGAGCGAAUGCAGGAGCAAUCGCUGGAGGUAGCGGAUCUGGUGGUUAUGGUGUACCCACGAAAGGUGUUCCAGUCUUUGGAACGUCUGGACCAGGCUUUGGAACUGGAGGAGCAAAUGCUGGAGCGAAUGCAGGAGCAAUCGCUGGAGGUAGCGGAUCUGGUGGUUAUGGCGUACCAACAAAAGAUGCUCCAGUCUUUGGAACGUCUGGACCAGGCUUUGGAACUGGAGGAGCAAAUGCUGGAUCGAAUGCAGGAGCAAUCGCUGGAGGCAGCGGAUCUGGUGGUUAUGGUGUACCCACGAAAGGUGCUCCAGUCUUUGGAACGUCUGGACCAGGCUUUGGAACUGGAGGAGCAAAUGCUGGAACGAAUGCAGGAGCAAAUGCUGGAGCGAAUGCAGGAGCAAUCGCUGGAGGCAGCGGAUCUGGUGGUUAUGGUGUACCAACAAAAGGUGCUCCAGUCUUUGGAACAUCUGGACCAGAUUUUGGCAUUGGAGGAUCAGGAGUCGCUGGUGCAAAUGCCAAAGCUGAUGCUGUGGCAAAUGCUGGAAGCAGUGGAUCUGGUAAUGGUGGUUACGACGGAAAUAACUUCGGAUUUGGAGGUGCUUCUGCCAGUGCUAGUGCCAAGGCUGAAGCUUCCGCUUCUGCUGGAUCAGGUGGAUCAGGAGGCUCAAAAGCGAUUGCAAACGCGAAUGCAAAUUCGAACUCGUUCAGAGGAUUUUCUGGUAGCAAUGCGUCCGCCAAAUCGUCCGCCAAGUCGUCAGGAAGUGGAUCGGCCAAUGCGAAUGCACAAGCAUCCAGCAAAGCAUCUUCGGGAUCCGGCAACAGUUUCGCCUCCAGUUCUGCAUCCGCCAACGUGGACACGAGGAGUUUGCUCGUCUUCAGCGAUUAAUCGUCCAAACAUCCGGAUCUAUUCGUUAUUUAAUUAAUUUUGCUCUCUCGAAUUAUUUAAUCGUGGAAAUAUUACGAACGCCAUGGACCGUGCCAUCAUUUAAACUCGAUUUUUAGGAUACUUUACCGAUUUAUAGUAGUUUGUAGGAUCUGAAACACAUCAAUGAAGUUAAGAGUCAAAGAUAUAUCGAUUUAAAACGAUUAUCGACGCGAACAUCGAUCGACGCAACGCGAUUAGCCAUGCUGGAUCAUGGCAAUGUAAUAUCGAAAUCGUAAUUAAUUACUUUACAAUUCGAUGUGUUGUUAUGUAACUAAUUUUAUUGCGCUUUAUCUUUAAAAAUGAAAACUUUAUUUUGAAUGAAUAAUGAAUGAAAUUUCAUUGGAGUCGAGCAUUCAAAAAAUAAAUUUAUUAUUAUUUGUGAUAAUAUUCUUGCCAAUACAUGAAGCAUAUAGGAAGCAUUCUUCGUUUGAGAAAAUCCUCGAAAUCCUUUUUUGUUUUUUUCCAACGUUAAUAUCCGAAUAUUAAGCUUGUCUUCGUUCAUUUUAUGAAUAUUAAUUUGUUCAUUUUAUCAAUCCAUUUAAAAACUUUUCAAAGUGAUUUCCAUCGUUUUUUAUCGUAUAAGUGGAUAAUACUCGAUACAUGAUUAGCGUUUCUUCCGACUUUAUAAUAGAUAUUUAAGAUCGAACGUUAUCUUAAUACUAUAAAGCGAUAUAGUAUGUAAUUAAAAAACUUUGUACGUAAUCACGUUAAAAUUAUAUUUAACGUAACGAGCGUAGCUAAUCUUAAACCGUGAUACGAACGAGAUAAUGUUUUUUUCUAUCUUUAUACAUCCGAUCAUAAAUAUCGAAUUUGCGAUAUAGUAUUUUAAUUAUCGAAUAAUAAAAAAAUUUUUAUAUUAAUUUAUAAACGAAUAAAUACGAAGGCGUAUGAUCUUCCUACAAUCUCUAUCCACAAUAAAUUCAAUUACAUUUAUUUCUCUUUCGAAACAAUUCAAUUCUUCUCCAUUCGAUCUUUUUUCCAUGUAAACAAUAAUUUACGAUAUUAUAUUCAAUUAGUUGUUGUAAAUGUAAAGAACCGGAUAUCUCGUCGUACAAACACACAGUCGAAGAAACGAAGUAAAAAUCAAAAAUAUGUCGGUAUAUUUGUCUCCUCCUAUUGAUACCCGUGCACGCGAAUUCUCAUAAUUUGCGCGUAAUUACCGACAAUUGUUUUU